AUGUCUGAGGAGGAGGUUACAGCGGCACUAGAAACAGCGCUGGAGUGUGGGUACCGACACUUCGACACAGCUGCUAACUACCGCAACGAGACCAUCAUUGGCCAGGUCCUGCGGCGGUGGAUCUCUGAGGGAAAAGUUAAGCGGGAGGAACUCUUCAUCACAACAAAGCUGCCAGCUAACGGUAACCGUGAGAAGGACGUGGGCAGGUUCCUGCAGAAGUCCCUCGAUGACCUGGGUCUGCCCUACGUCGACCUCUACCUCAUCCACUAUCCUUGUGGCAUCCUUGGAACGGCUGAUGAUACAUUGAUCCCACAUAAAAUUAUAUUCGAUCCAACGACCGACAUUCUCGGUAUCUGGAGAGGCAUGGAGGCACAGGUUGCUGCCGGCAAGGCCAACAAUAUUGGACUGUCUAACUUCAACGCUGAACAACUUCAGCGUGUAAUUAAAGGGUGUCAGGUGAGACCGUCCGUGCUGCAGGUGGAGGUUCACGUCUACAUGCAGCAGGGGGCCCUCAGAGCCCUCUGCGCCCAGCACGACAUCCUGGUGUGCGGCUUCUGCCCCCUCGGAGGACCCUUCAGGCUGAGCAGUAAGACUUCCAAACUCGAGAAGAUGAAGCCGCUGCUGGAUGACCCGCUGGUGCUGGACGUGGCCGCUGCUCACCACAAGACACCGGCGCAAGUCCUCCUUCGGUACCUCCAUCAGAUCAACGUCAUUCCCAUCCCCAAGUCGGCGAAUCCGACACGACUGCUUCAGAACACCCAGAUUUUUGACUUCGAGCUGACGUCUGCCGAGAUGUCGAGUCUGGCCGGUCUGGACCAAGGGCCUGAGGGAAGAAUCAUAACGGAAUUCUUUCAUGGGUGCUCACAACCAUCCAGGUGCUCUGAAUUAUCAAGGAGCACAGAAGUUUCCAGGUGCUCACUAUCUUCCGAGUGCUCAAACGCUCCUGAUGCUCAGAAUCCUCCAGGUGCUCACAACCCUCCAGGUGCUCACAACCCUCCAGGUGUUCAGAAACCUUCAGGUGUUCAAAAUCCUUCAGGUGUUCAAAAUCCUUCAGGUGUUCAGAACCCUCCAGGUGAUCAGAACCCUCAAGGUGCUUACAAUCCUCCAGGUGCUCACAAACCUUCAGAUGCCCAGAACCCUAUAGGUCCUCUGAAUUCUCCAGGUGCUCACAACCCUCCAGAUGCUCACAAUUCUCCCGAUGCUCACAAUUCUGAAGGUGUUUACAACUCUCCAGAUGUUCAGAACCAUCCAGGUACUCAGAACUCUCCAGUUGCUCACAAUCCUCAAGGUGCUCACAACCCUCCAGGUGCUCACAAAGCUCCAGGUGCUCACGACACUUCAGAAGCUCACAACCGUAUAGGUGCUCUCAAUCCCCCAGAUGCUCAGAACCCUCCAGAUACUUAG
This is a messenger RNA of Procambarus clarkii (red swamp crayfish), 1404 nucleotides long. NCBI's taxonomy places the organism in Eukaryota, Metazoa, Arthropoda, Malacostraca, Decapoda, Cambaridae. The record is from RefSeq and is a predicted model, not a curated record.